UACCUACUUACCUAAACCCAAGCAUUUUCGCAACAUAAACGUUGAAGGCAAAAUAAUUUCUACACAAUUUCAAAAAUUGAAUUAGGGUUAGGGUUUUUCGGCAAGUUUCUGAAAUUGAAUUUAGAUGACUGAUUACAACAAUCAACCGGAAAGUAUGAGUGGCGAUCAUGCUAAAUCUUCACCUCGAAGAAGUUCUGAUGAUCGAAGCUCCCGUCACAAGCAUAAGUCGCGGGAUCUAGACUAUGAGAUGCCGAGGUCAAGAGAACGGGAGCAUCACCGAGAACGGGAUAGGAGAAACGACCGUGAUGAUCAUCGUAGGGAUUAUAGAGAUAGAAAUGGAAGGGAUGAAAGAAGAAGAGAUUAUGGGGGCCGUGAGGCCCGUGAUUAUGACAGGUCAUAUGAUAGAGAGAAGAGGCAUAGAGGUAGAUCACGUUCUCGCUCACCAUCUCAAUCAAAGAGUAAGCGUACAAGUGGCUUUGACAUGGCACCGCCUGCAAGCAACUUAAUGUCCAGUGCUCCAGUACAAGAUCAAUUACCAGGUAUGCCUCAGCCAAUGUCAGCGCUAUCGCAGAAUAUGUUUGCUGGAGGGUCAGCUCAGUUGGGGUCCCUCCCUUUGAUGCCAGCACAAUUUAUGACUCAACAGGCUACUAGGCAUGCUCGCCGAGUCUAUGUUGGUGGGCUUCCUCCUUCAGCUAAUGAGCAGACAAUAGCCACCUUCUUCAGCCAAGUUAUGACAGCAAUUGGUGGAAAUGCUGCUGGGCCUGGUGAUGCAGUUGUCAAUGUGUACAUCAAUCAUGAAAAAAAGUUUGCUUUUGUAGAAAUGAGAUCUGUUGAAGAAGCAUCCAAUGCAAUGGCAUUGGAUGGGAUUUCGUUUGAGGGGGUUUCUGUGAGAGUGAAGAGACCUACCGAUUAUAAUCCAGCAUUAGCUGCAGCCCUUGGCCCAAGUUUGCCAAGCCCCCAUCUAAAUCUGGCUGCUGUCGGCCUUGUGCCAGGUGCUGUAGCUGGAACAGAAGGACCUGACCGUAUUUUUGUUGGUGGAAUACCUUACUAUUUUAAUGAAGAUCAGAUGCGAGAGUUACUGCAGUCAUUUGGACCUCUGAAAGCAUUUGACCUUGUGAAGGAUAGAGACACAGGGAAUUCAAAAGGCUAUGGUUUUUGUGUUUAUCAGGAUUCGGCAGUGACAGAUAUUGCAUGUGAUGCCCUCAACGGCUUAAAAAUGGGUGAUAAAACUUUAACUGUAAGAAGGGCUGCUGUCAGCACUGGGCAAGCAAAAUUAGAGCAUGAAAAUCUUUUGGCUCAUGCGCAGCAACAUGUAGCCAUGCAGAAAAUGGCUAUAGAAGCUAGUGGUUUCAAUCUUCUUGGAGUCACAUUACCUAAUAUGGGGACCACAGAAAGUCCUACAAAAAUUCUUUGCUUGAAUCAGGUGGUAACUGUUGACGAACUGAGAGAUGAUAAUGAGUAUGAGGAAAUUUUAGAAGAUAUGCGGGAUGAAUGUGGUAAAUUUGGGGACUUGACAAACAUUGUUAUUCCUCGACCUGAUAUGGAGGGGAAACUGAUUCCUGGUGUUGGGAAGGUGUUCUUGGAGUAUGCUGAUACUUCCGCCUGUGCUAGUGCAAAAAACAUGCUUGGAGGAAGAAAAUUUGGUGGCAACACUGUAACUGCUGAUUACUAUCCAGAAGACAAAUUCUACGGUGCCGAUUAUAGCGGGUGAAAGGUUUUAAAGGUGAUUGUAGCUUGUAAAAUGGAUGUACAGGCACGUUACUUUUAUUUUCAUUUUUACCUUUCUUAUUGGCGCUUUCAAGUGUUUCAACGGUAAGAGUAUAUACCUUUCAUUUGUUGGAUAAUUGGCUACUUAGUGUUAGAGACACUUGUGCUUUAUGAAUCUCAGUUACAUGAUUUUACCCAAGAGUAUUACCCUGUUGUAUGGAUCGUCAUGGAACUUUUAAUUAAUGUAAUUCAUGUUAAUUUGGUGAUAUAA
Spinacia oleracea (spinach) is the source of this 1978-nucleotide messenger RNA. RefSeq names its product splicing factor U2af large subunit B. The transcript is spliced from 18 exons. NCBI's taxonomy places the organism in Eukaryota, Viridiplantae, Streptophyta, Magnoliopsida, Caryophyllales, Amaranthaceae. Gene Ontology annotation, biological process: mRNA processing. Gene Ontology annotation, cellular component: nucleus. Bases 125 to 1711 code for a protein of 528 amino acids. The record is from RefSeq and is a predicted model, not a curated record. Gene Ontology annotation, molecular function: RNA binding.